Molecule: messenger RNA, 1491 nt
Organism: Laetiporus sulphureus 93-53
Lineage: Eukaryota; Fungi; Basidiomycota; Agaricomycetes; Polyporales; Laetiporaceae
Product: protein serine/threonine phosphatase 2C
Exons: 8
Coding region: 110-1348 (412 amino acids)
Biological process (GO): protein dephosphorylation
Molecular function (GO): cation binding; protein serine/threonine phosphatase activity
Source: RefSeq, a predicted model, not a curated record
CAUUCCAACUCGGGUGCCGUCCAGUUCACAGUUCACGGACUGCUAUCUCGUCGCAGUUGUCGCGGCCGGCGCGUUUUCAUGACCUAGUCAGUGGCCAUAUCCGCAUCGCAUGGCUCUUCGGCUUCUCUCAUCAUUCCGCCCUUCGUCUCUGAGAAGGAUUCGCACUCCCUUUCCCGUGGACCGUCAUGCUGAAUAUCAUGACUACAUACGCUUUUCUACGCCGAAUGAUCGUAUUGGACGGAUACCCCUUCGAAGCCCGAAAGUCAUAGGCGUCGCGUCGUCUCGUGGAGAGAGAAUUCAGCAGGAAGACUUCUAUGCCUAUGUUGCUGUCUCUCUCGAUCCCGAUGAGCUGCGUCUCAGCCUGAAAAAGGCACAUCGCAUAGAUUGGGACACCUCAUCUAUACCAGACGCUUUGGCCCGUCAGGUCCUUUUUGUUGGCAUAUAUGAUGGCCAUGGUGGAUCCACUGUUUCUCAGUUUCUACGCCAAGAAUUGCACGGUCUGCUUGAGAACGUGGACAAGUCGCAAAUACCAGACAUGUACGAUUGGAUACACGAACUUGGCGGCUACUUCAAGCGAUUCACGGGCGGUGCGCUCGCACCAUGGAUUCACGCGGAUCAGCCUCAAUUUGCGGCCAAGAUGGAUCUGGAGGCUCGGGCGACGCUUGCAUUCUUUGAGGUGGACAAAACCUUGUCUAUAGAGGAGGCGGCUCAAGACUGCGGCGCGACCGCAUCCGUUGUGCUCCUGCAAUCACUCGACAACCCUGUCAAUCCGUUUUUCUCAUCAGAACGGCUCGCUUUGACAGUAGCGCAUGUUGGUGACACCAGGGUGCUUUUGAGCAAGACCGACAACGGGGAAGUGGUACCGAUGACUGAGAAUCAUCACGUCGACGCACGUGUUGAAGCCAUCCGGCUCCGCAGGGGGAUGGGCAGCGGACGGUCCAUGGAUUCAUUCGGCGAAACAAGGUGGAUGGGCGCAUUGCAAAACACGCGAAGUCUCGGUGACCUGAAGUACAAGCGUUUCGGUGUCACCCCCGAACCGCAGAUGCGAUACAUGCUUCUACAUGGACCUGAAUACUCGCAUAUCACACUCGUCUCGGACGGUAUAUCGUCCGUCGUCUCCGACGAUGAAAUAUCCGAUCUCGCACGUGGAGCGGCUACGCCACAGUCGGCUGCUCAGCGUAUACUCAAGUUCGCAGACGAGAUGGGCAGCGAUGACAAUUUGACCGCUCUUGUAGUCCCGCUAGCAGGGUGGGGAAGGAUGACCGGGGAAGACCGCACGCGGGACUUGCGAUACUAUAGGAAGGUCCAGAUGUCAGGCUCCGAACGGCACAGACCGAGGUGGAUGUAGACAUUCCUUGAAACUUCACCUUCAGGCGAUUCACGCUGUUGCGUCAUGCUAGUUUUAUAGUGAACAGUUAAGGUCUUAGGUACAUCCUUGCAUACACUGUGUAAAACAUCAUGCGGAAAUAUGUUAUCAUGUUAUUCCAGCUU